Myxocyprinus asiaticus (Chinese sucker) is the source of this 2104-nucleotide messenger RNA. Its product is annotated as GTP-binding protein REM 1-like. Gene Ontology annotation, biological process: negative regulation of high voltage-gated calcium channel activity. Lineage: Eukaryota; Metazoa; Chordata; Actinopteri; Cypriniformes; Catostomidae. Gene Ontology annotation, cellular component: plasma membrane. Bases 685 to 1581 code for a protein of 298 amino acids. Gene Ontology annotation, molecular function: calcium channel regulator activity; GTP binding; GTPase activity. The transcript is spliced from 5 exons. The record is from RefSeq and is a predicted model, not a curated record.
GAGACAUUAUAACUUUUCGUGGCCCUGUGUGAUGUUAAAAGACGCUCGUAGAGGACCCACGAGACUUACAGUCCAUUUGUUGAGCUGUGUUUAUGAGUCAUGUGAGUAAUAUAAACAGAAGGCACGUUUCGCCGCUCCACGCGCACUGGGCUUGAACAGAGUUGGCAACAGGAGCCCACCUGUGUUUGAUCACAAAGACAGGGUACAUGCAACUUCAGAGGUGACGCUCAAAGUCUAGAAGUCGCGAUUUGGACGCCUUAAAAUUGCUUGUGAUAAGAUAAAGGUGAGUGAAAGGUCACAGACUUGAACUCACCGAUAUUUUUCCAAGCGCGUGAGGACGUCUCACUGCGCGCGCGAUGGGACAAGUUAGACCACUGAAUGGGUGACAGCUCGCGAGAUGAGUAAGAGAAAUCCUUGACUCCACUCUUGAAUUUUUAAAAGCGUUGUGGAUCUCAGCUGGCUGUUGCUAUGACUGCAGCGGUGUAGCGUUUCUGGUCAGGCUGGACCUCAAGCAAACUCCACUGCCCCCUAACUGAUUGAUUCUCUGGCCAGGAGGAAAGUCCAGUUACAGUUCACAGUAGCUUUAAACUUUAUUCCAUUUGCUGAUGUGAUCCUCUAUGCUUUGGAGAUUAAGCAACAGAAGUAAAGCUUUAAAAGGCAUGGUUGCACACCUACGUUUAUAAGAUGACGCUCAACACACAGAAAGAGGGAAAGGAACCACUGAGGAGAAGAGCAAGCACUCCCAUACCCUCCUCUCGUCAAGCGGGCCGGGGAGACAGAGACCCCUCGACUGAUCCGUAUCACCCUCCGCUCGCCCAGUCUGCCUCAUACCACCCCGGAGACAAGAGCAUCCACUCACGGGCCAACUGGUCUUCAGACUCGGAAUCGGACAGCUCUGGAGCAGAGUGUCUUUAUCGUGUGGUUUUGUUGGGGGACCACGGAGUGGGAAAGUCAAGCCUUGCCAACAUUUUUGCUGGAAUACAGGAGAAGGAUGCCCACAAACACAUUGGAGAGGACACGUAUGAAAGAAACCUUACAGUGGAUGGGGAGGAGACGACCCUAGUUGUGAUGGACACAUGGGAAACAGAAAAACAGGAGGAAGAUGAGAAGUGGGUGCAGGAUUACUGCAUGCAGGUGGGCAAUGCUUACAUCAUUGUUUACUCCAUCACUGACCGCAGCAGCUUCGAGAGCGCCUCAGAGUUGCGAAUCCAGUUGCGACGUAUCCGGCAGGCUGAAAACAUUCCCAUCAUCCUUGUGGGCAACAAAAGUGACUUAGUGCGCUCUCGAGAGGUGGCAGUAGAAGAGGGUCGGGCUUGCGCAGUGGUGUUCGACUGCAAGUUCAUAGAAACCUCCGCUUCUCUUCACCACAAUGUUCAUGAGCUCUUUGAAGGCAUCGUGAGGCAGAUCCGACUGCGGCGAGAUAGCAAAGAGAUCAACGAGCGCCGACGCUCUGUCUACAAGCGACAAGAAAGCAUCACCAAGAAGGCCAGACGCUUCCUGGAUCGACUGGUGGCCAAGAACAAUAAAAAGAUGGCCCUGAAAGUGCGCUCCAAGUCCUGCCAUGACCUCACAGUGCUGUGAUCCAACAGUUGCAUAAGUUGUCUACUUCCAUUCCUUGAACUUUGGGUCAUCUGUUUCUUCAUGUUUCAUGUAAGCACAAGAAAAGUUUUGGUCUUUCAAGUAUGUCCACUUUUGAAUACAUUUAGUUUUUUCUAUUUUUGUUGUUAUUUAUUUGUCAAAAUAUUACAAAAUGGAAUAUUGACAUUUUUUAGUGAUUCCUUGUUCUGCAAUUUAAUAGAUCAGAUGCUUCAUGGGUGUUUGGUUUAUUACUGUAUAUCAUCAAACAAAUGGACUUGAACAUUUAUGAACAUUUUUAUCAAUGUUUGCCUUAUCAGACUGAAUAAGACUAGUUAGAAUUAACAAGCAAUAUUUAUUAUUCUGUGUUGUUUAUACAGUUUUUCUUAAAGAGCAAUUAUUUCAUCUUGUUUUUGUUUUUCUGCAAAGGAAGUACUUUUUGUAGCCUGCAAGUUAUUUGCUAUGACAAAUGCACAGCCCAUUAGAAAAAGUAAAGGAAAAACAGCAAAUACUGCUAUUAAUAUUUUAU